GAUACCAGCAAAAUCACUGAGACAACAGGCAGCGCUGUCGGCAACACAGAGGAGAAAAAGCCAAGCAAGUCACAGCAGCUGAAAAAGGUUUUUCAGGAAUACGGUGCUGUUGGCGUGUCAUUGCACAUUGGAAUCUCAUUAAUCUCCUUGGGCAUAUUUUACAUGGUUGUUUCAAGUGGUGUGGACAUGUCUGCAGUCCUGCUUAAACUUGGACUUAAAGAGUCGCUGGUACAGUCAAAAAUGGCAGCAGGUACAAGUACCUUUGUGGUGGCCUACGCAAUUCACAAGCUGUUUGCGCCCGUGAGAAUCAGCAUUACCUUAGUCUCUGUGCCCUUCAUUGUCAGAUAUUUUCGGAAAGUGGGAUUUUUUAAACCUCCAGCUGCAAAACCUUGAUGAACUCUUCAAUUGUAGGCACUGAAAACCUAUUUUUUUCAGCUACACAAUUCAGAUUGGUUUUAGGGUUGUAGGUUUUUUGGGGGUGGAGGGAAAGGGGCUAAUUGCUAUGUUCUCAAGCAUGAAUGUUACCAUUUCCAGCAAAAGUCAGGCUUUUGAAUAAUUAUAAUUUUUUUGCUUUAUACAUUGUUAAUGCUUUUCAUCAUAGGGCUUGUAUACAUAAUAUGAAACGUCAGCAAGACAUCACAAAUGAAGUAUCUCAAAACAGAACAGCCUACAAAAUGUUGCUUUUCCAAGAUUAUUGGUGAAGGUCUGACUGCAAAAGCCCCAAGGGAUUAAUCUUUGCUCAAGUUCUUAAAAAGCAAUGAUUAACUUAGCUGGUUUUUAAAAUUCCCCUUCUUCUGAUAUUUGUCAGCUGCCUUUGGUUUAAUAUGCAAUAUUCCACAAAACAGCUGCCAGAGCUAUAAUUAAUGAAGCAAAAUUUAACAAUAUAUAAUCAUUAUCUAAAUUAGCACCCACACUUUUGACAUUAUACUUGUUUUGGGGAAAGAAAAACAAGUAUUUAUCGUGUGUUUCAUUGAUCCCAAAACACCUUCAAAUCUGGACAUGCUGGGGCCUAUAGAAUGUGGUUUUUCUGAAAUUUCAUUAAAAUGGGUCAGAGUCAUUUGUCUCUGUUUAGGUAAAAUAUGGAAACCUUGCCCAGUGGUCAUGGCAUCACUUGGCUCCUGAUGCCCAUAUUCACAGAGGAAUUUGGAUACUGCACGUAUGAAAAGCUAAGACAAUCUUAGCAUUUCUUAAACAGUCUUUAACUCUAUUCCAAACUUCAGACAUUCCAGAACUGUCACAAUGUUUACAUUGUCACUACUUAUAUUUUUUAAAUUGAGUUAAAAUUAUGUAUGUUAAAGAUUUUGUAUCAUUUCCUAGAAAAAAAAUUAGUAGCACUUAUUACAAAUGUAAGGGGAGGGGAGAUGGGCAGGUAUAAUUAAAGUCUACAGAGUCAGUUUUACCCAAUGAAGGGUAUAUGUAUUAGGGAGAUUAGUUAAUAGAAAUUCAUGUGCAUAGACCCAAACUGAGACUUCCUCCUUGAAAUAGUCAGGAGCAGGCAAGUGGAGAAGGAAUUCCAUCCUGUGGGAUUCAGCAUCAUUUAGGACUUUCCUCUGGUUCGUGCUCUCAUACACAGCACUUGUUCCAUACUAACCUCUCUGCCCUUCUGCAGGGUUGAGGGAGUUGCAUUUAUCUCUCUGGUUCCCACUUCCUUUUAAAAUUACAUUUGUAACAAUCAGAAAACUAAGAACUAUUUGACUGACACUACUGGCUUUACUGAAAUCUGGCUUUUGAGUUAUCUACUUAGCCAUUACCCAUGUCCAUCGGUUAUCUCAGUUAACAAUUAAAAGAAUCUUUGUGGAACAAGGUCUCCACUGGCAAGAUCUUUAAAGUGGAACCAUAUUUUUCUUAAGCAGUUAGCCCAUUGCCAAAAUUAGAACUGCCUUUCUGAGAUCUCAUUCGAAGGACAUCUCCACAGCCAGGUGAGAUGCCUGAUACCAGUACUAGGUAAUUCCUCGUGCGUAACCAGACAGAGCAUUUCCAUUUCUCAUGUUUAAAGUGAUCUGUUGGCUUUGGGCUCCUAACUGCCUUCUAUACCAGUCUCCCAUUCAGAUCCCUAGCAAUGCCUAUGCAAAAGAAAAAAAAAAAAAAAAAACUUUCCUACUGGCCUAAAUCUCAAAUUUACGUGUGUUAGGAGUAAUGGGAAUGGACUGAAAGGGCAAGCAAUAAAAUACCAAAUGGCCAUUUUGCCAUCCUCCUAGCCCCAGCCCCACUUGUGUGGCCGGUGGCCAAAACAAAAACGAGAGAGGAUGAGGAGGUCAAAGGAUCAGGGAAUUAAGACAUUAUGUGAAUUCACCAGCAAGAUGUACAGAUUGCUUAUAUUUACAUUUUUAUGGAACUAGGAAUAAAGAUGACCUAUUUUAAAAUGUA
Messenger RNA from Galeopterus variegatus (Sunda flying lemur), 2367 nucleotides. It is a transcript of the gene MIMS2, whose product is annotated as family with sequence similarity 210, member B. The annotation marks the transcript as partial. NCBI's taxonomy places the organism in Eukaryota, Metazoa, Chordata, Mammalia, Dermoptera, Cynocephalidae. The transcript is spliced from 2 exons. Gene Ontology annotation, cellular component: mitochondrion. The record is from RefSeq and is a predicted model, not a curated record.